AUGUCGAACGGAGGAUCUUCAGCAGAUCAACAGACGGAGUUGAUGCAAAAGAUGCGUGAAGAGUUUCUACACCAGUUUGACGUACUUCGUCAGGCAAACGAAGCAAGCAUGGCUCAGAUCGCCAUGCUUCAACAGCAGAAUAACACUCUGCAAACGACGCUGGCUCAGUUGGCACCACCGCCACCAGUGGGUGACACAGCAGCACCCCCUAGUCAGAAUAUUCCUCCGAUUACUGGACUUCCGCCUAAUGGGGUUCCAUCUAAUGGGGCACGACCCAAUGAGGCUCAGCCGAAUGAGGUUCAGCAACAACGGAAGGCAAGAUCCGAGGCUGCGGCUUCAAAUAACGUCCCUCGUCGCACACAGGAUGAACAAGUCGAAUCCAGCCAUAAACUUACAGUAUGGUCUAAUGGAAUCCCAGAUGGUGCAGGUGUUCAGGAUGCCUUUGACGAGAAGAGACUCCUGAAGAUUCAGACACCUGCUGAGAUGGCUGGAGAACACAAAAAUUCCUUAGUCAAAACUCCUUUCACUGACGAUGUGUAUCUGGUUGAGAGGCCCAAGAAAUUCACCAUGCCUACUUUCACCCAGUUUGAUGGAAUAGGGGAUCCUUCUUGGCACCUAGAUCAUUACGCUCAAAAGAUGGCUUUGGAUGAUCGUAAUGACCAUUGGAUGUGCAGAGUUUUUCCUACCAGUUUGACAGGAGCAGCAUUAGAGUGGUUCAAGAAUAGACCGCAUAAGUCCAUCCCGGAUUAUGUAACUCUAUGCACCAUGUUCUUGGCACAGUAUUGCGGAAAUAAGAAACAAAAGAAGAGCAUUGCCAGCCUCUUCACCGUAAGGCAGAAAAGGGGGGAAACAUUGCAAGAUUUCUUGUCAAGAUUCAACAUGGAGGCCUCAGAAAUAGCGGAUUGUCAUCCCGCAACUGCUAUAGAGACAUUUAAAUUCACGAUAAUUCAGGGGACGAAGUUCCAUAUUUCCUUAGUCAAGUAUUCUCCUCCCGACAUGCAGACUCUAAAUGCCAGGGCCCAGAUCUACAUUCGGCUUAAGGAAAAUAUAGCCCACCGAGCGCAGCAUGCCACCCUCAUGACAGUGGAAAACAAGCCUCGAGAAAGAAUUCCAACUCCAAAGAUUCAAAAAAGCCAACGUUCCUCAACGCCGGUCACCCAGGCACCUGAAAAAAGGCAAAGGGUAGAGGAAGGAUUUACACCUCUCCGAACUACCUUGGCUCGGCUCUUCCAAGAGAAUAAGACGAAGUUCACAACUCUGCAGCCAAUAAAGCAACCCCUGGAGCAAAGGGACAAAAGAAAGCAUUGCGCUUAUCAUCGAGAUUAUGGGCAUUCAACCAACGAUUGUAGAUCCCUCAGGUGA
Molecule: messenger RNA, 1362 nt
Organism: Cornus florida
Lineage: Eukaryota; Viridiplantae; Streptophyta; Magnoliopsida; Cornales; Cornaceae
Exons: 1
Coding region: 1-1362 (453 amino acids)
Source: RefSeq, a predicted model, not a curated record